Molecule: messenger RNA, 1588 nt
Organism: Pezoporus flaviventris
Lineage: Eukaryota; Metazoa; Chordata; Aves; Psittaciformes; Psittacidae
Gene: SQSTM1
Product: sequestosome 1
Exons: 8
Coding region: 78-1436 (452 amino acids)
Biological process (GO): mitophagy; endosome organization; aggrephagy
Cellular component (GO): amphisome; aggresome
Molecular function (GO): K63-linked polyubiquitin modification-dependent protein binding; zinc ion binding; protein kinase C binding
Source: RefSeq, a predicted model, not a curated record
CCGAUCCGCCUCCCGCUACCGCCCCGUCGCUCACCCGUUCCCGGCCUCUCGGCGGCAAUUCCUGCUGCGCCACAGCCAUGGCGGCGCUGACGGUGAAAGCCUACCUGCUGGGCAAGGAGGAGGCGGCCCGCGAGAUCCGCCGCUUUGCACUGCCGCUGCCCGUCCGCUACCAGGCCAUCCAUGACCGCAUCGCCGAGCUCUUCCAGGGGCUGCUGCGGGCCGGGCCGCCGCCCGCCUUCCGCAUGCACUAUAAGGAUGAAGACGGGGACCUGAUCGCGUUUUCUACCGACGAGGAGCUGGAGAUGGCGAUGCCUUACAUGCAGGAUGGCGUCUUCCGUGUUUACAUCAAAGAGAAAAAGGAGUGCAGGCGGGAGCAUCGCUCGCAGUGCAGCCAGGAGCCCCCCCGUGACAUGGUGCACCCCAACGUGAUCUGCGAUGGCUGCGAGGGGCCGGUUGUGGGUGCCAGGUUCAAGUGCGCUGUCUGCCCAGACUAUGACCUGUGCAGCACCUGCGAGGGUAAAGGCAUCCACAAGGAGCACAACAUGGUGAUGUUCCAAAGUCCACUGCUGAAUCCAUUUGAGUGGCUUCCCCGAGGACGCUGGCUCCGUAAAAUGCGGCAUGGUGUGCCCCCCUUCCCAUGGAUGCACUGCUGGGGGUAUCCUGGCCCUGCUGCUCCAUGCCAGAACUCUGAACAAGCCCAGGCCAGCACUGCAGCCUCCAGUCCACCCACUGGGGAAGAAGCUUCUACUAACAGCCAGCCUCAGGACCCCAAUGUCACCUUCUUAAAGAAUGUUGGGGAGAGUGUGGCAGCUUUUCUGAGCCCCCUGGGUAUUGAAGUUGAUAUUGAUGUGGAACAUGGAGGACAGAGAAGCAAAGUGACUCCUGCUGCUCCCAAUCAAGAGAAGAGCAAUGCUGAGGCAAGCAGUGGUACUUCUAACCAGAAUGUUCAGACCAAACCAGACUGGAAUAACACAGAGCCUGCUGCAGAAGUAAAUACUGUUGCAGAGCAGAUACAAGACAUGGUGAUAGAUCCUGUGCCCACACAAACGGAGGAUGGCAGCUUCCAGUCCCAGGAACAGAGUGAGUCCAGCAGUUCAUCAGGGGGUGAUGAAGACUGGACCCAUUUAUCUUCCAAAGAAGUAGAUCCUUCCACAGGUGAACUUCAGUCCCUGCAAAUGCCAGAGACUGGUCCCAGCUCCCUGGAUGUAUCUCGGGAUCCUCCCCAGCCAGGACCUACAGGACUGCGAGAAGCUGCACUCUACCCACAUCUCCCACCAGAAGCAGACCCUCGCCUUAUUGAGUCUCUGUCCCAGAUGCUCUCCAUGGGAUUCUCUGAUGAGGGUGGAUGGCUCACUCGACUCCUGCAGACAAAGAACUGCGACAUUGGGGCAGCACUAGAUGCUAUCCAGUAUUCCAAGCAGCCACCUCACUUGUAGUAAUCUGUGUAACACAAAGCACUUUCCUUCUAACUGAAAGCAGACAACACAGUACAACUCAUUCAGUGGUUCAUCUUUCUUCCUGCUAAGAGUUUGUCUCAUGUUUCUAAGUGCUUGUAGAAUGGAGGAAAAAUAAAUACUACUUCCUGUGA